Molecule: messenger RNA, 2822 nt
Organism: Erythranthe guttata (spotted monkey flower)
Lineage: Eukaryota; Viridiplantae; Streptophyta; Magnoliopsida; Lamiales; Phrymaceae
Source: RefSeq, a predicted model, not a curated record
AUUUUUUAUGCAGAAUGAACAAGUUGUGUACAGUUACUAUUUGGUUGAAUGGUAAAUUUGUCCAUACACCCAAACUGGCUUAUGUAGGUGGCAAAAUGGAAGUAGUGGAUCGAAUUUGCUUAGACUACAUGAACCUAGAUAACCUAUUCCAGAUAUAUCGUAUGAGUGGGGGGGAAAAAACUAAUAUUCAGUUCUACUUUGUUUAUAGUAUCCAAUUCCUAGUGUCAGCACAUGAAGACUUAGACCACCUAACAUUGUACACAGAAGAGAAUGACAGAGAACCUUUAAUUGCAAUUGAUGUGAAUGGAAAUGUGAUUGUGGAUAAAGGGGAAACUCUCCUGCUUAAGUACAGUGAAGGGAAUACAAGAGAGACAGUAGAGACUGUAAACAUUGAAGAUGAUGCACCAAUGGAUGAAUAUGGGACACAAAUGAAUGAAGAUGAGGCACCACUGAAUCAAGAGGAGGAAAAUGAGACACCAAUUACUGAAGAUGAGGCAGCACUGAAUCAAGAGCCAUUGAAUCAAGAGGAGGCACCAAUGAAUGAAGAUGAGGCAGCACUGAAUCAAGAGCCACUGAAUCAGGAGGAGGCACCAAUGAAUGAAGAGGAGGCAACACUGAAUGAAGAGGAGGCAUCACUGAAUGAAGAUGAGCCAGUUAAUAAAGAAGAUGCACCAAUAUUUGAAGAUGAUUCUUCAGAUGAAGAUUAUGUUCAAUCUGACACUGACGAUGGUGAUGAUGAUAUACCCUCUGAUGCCCCAAGUGAAGAGUUUGCUGACAUUGAAGGCUCCUCUGAAGAUGAUAUCUUUUUGGACAGAAAUUCAAGUAAGAAAGAUCUAGCUAGAAAACUGAGGCAAAUGCUGAACAAGGAAAAGAGGUCAGUCCAGAGGUAUAAAAAAUGCAGAGUCAAUCCAUCUCAACAGACCACUGAUUGGUAUAGUGAUGUUGAUGAUGAAGAUGAUAUUGAAAAUCUGAAUUUCUUAGACAGUGAGAGGAGAAGAGUUCCUAGUUUCAGUGAAGGGGAAACAAUGAAAAACAGAAAUCUUGAAGUUGAAAUGGAUAUGAACUGCUCCUUAAAGAAUGAAAGGACAAGAGUGACUGCAACAUGCAAGGAAGAGGCUUGCAAAUGGAGGAUCCAUGCCUCUGUUGUUCAAGGAAGUCAAAUGUUUCAGGUUAAGACCCUAACAGGUGAGCACACAUGUUCAAGAAAAAGGGAGAACAAACAUGCCACUGCCAAGUAUCUUGGAAUGAGGAUGGAACAAGGCAUUAAAGACAAUGCAGAUAUUGGUAUUCAAAAGUUUCAAAACAGUAUACUGAGGAAGGUUGGGGUUGAAUCUAGUUACUGGAAAGCAUUAAGGGCAAAAAGAGUAGCAAUGACCAAGAUAAGAGGCCAAGAUGAGAAAGAAUACACCCAAUUAUGGGAUUACUGUGAGACCCUCAGAAGCACUAAUCCUGGAACAAAGGUAUUGCUUAGGAAGUUGUAUCUCUCUGACCCCCCAGUGUUUGAAAGAAUGUUUUUCAGUCUUAAAGGCAUGAGGAUGGGAUUUUUAGAAGGUUGUAGACCAUUGAUUGGUCUAGAUGGCUGUUUUCUCAAAACACCACAUGGGGGGCAACUGUUAUGUGCAGUUGGUAGGGAUGGGAAUGACAACUUAUUCCCAAUUGCUCUUGCUGUGGUUCCUAUUGAAAACAGGGAGAUGUGGACAUGGUUUCUGUCUGAAUUGUUGGAUGUCAUUGGUGGUGCUGAGGAUGGGAAGUGGACAUUUAUUUCUGAUAGACAGAAAGGGCUGUUGGAGACCAUUAAGGAGAUUGCCCCCAGGUGUCCUCACAGAUUCUGUGUUAGGCACAUAUACCAAAAUUUUAAACAAAAAUGGACUUCAUUAGAGUUAAAACAGUUGUUGUGGAGGGCUGCUUCAACAGGAAAUACUAAUGAAUUUCAACAACAUUUGAGGGCAAUUGAGAGGAUUGAUGCAGGGGCAGCCAAAUGGUUGAGGGAGAUAGAGCCUUACCAUUGGUGUAGAGCUUAUUUCAGAAGAGGAUGCAACUCUGAUGUAGUUGUGAAUAAUCUGUGUGAGUCUUUCAACAACUUCAUUCUUCAAGCAAGAGAGAAGCCAAUUGUUAGUAUGUUUGAGUGGAUCAGAGCAAGACUAACAACCAGAAUUCAGGUAAAAAGGGAGGGCAUGGAGAAGUAUGAGGGCCAAAUCUGUCCAAACAUACUUAAAAAGAUCAACAAGUAUGAGAAAUAUGCAAGAAACUGUUUCCCAAGAUGGUGUGGGGGAGAUGAAUUUGAGGUUGAAGCAUAUACUGAUAGAUAUGUGGUUCAUCUUGACAAGAGGACCUGCACUUGUGGUAUGUUUCAGCUCAAUGGAUACCCAUGCCCCCAUGCAUGGACUUGUAUAUUGGACAGAAGAUUGAAAGUAGAAGACUAUGUGGACCACUGUUAUUCAAAAAGCAUGUAUUUGAAGGCUUAUAGUCACAUGGUACAUGCAGUUCCUGGACCAAGAGACUACAUAAUCACUUCACAUGAGCCACUUCUACCCCCAAUGUACAAGAAAAAGGCUGGGAGACCUAAGAGGGGAAUUCCAGUGGUGAACCAAAUGUCCAGACCACUUCUGCACCAACAGCCCAAACCACUUCUGCACCAAGAGGCCAAACCACUUCUGCACCAAGAGGCCAAACCACUUCUGCACCAAGAGCCCAAACCAGUUCUGCAACUAGAGGUCAAACCACUUCUGCACCAAGGAAAUCCACUACCCCAAGUAACCCUUCACCACAAAGGACUUCACUGCACCAAGGUCUCAAAGUACUUCUGUUGCACCAAGUACUGA